AUGUAUACGGGAGUUAAAGAUCCUGGAAGUGGAGUUGGAAAAAGUGGUGGAGGUGGAGGUAGUAUUCGUGAAGCAGGUGGCGCUUUUGGAAAAAUGGCUGCAGCACGGGAAGAGGAGUACUUUUAUAAAUUGGAGAAGCAACAGAUUAAAGCGAUGCGAUCAGAAUUAGAACAUAAGUUGCAAAGCAAGAAAGAUGCCAAUCUACCGAUGAGUGAAGAAGAAGAACUAACUUUGAAACAUCUAAAAAAGUUGGCUGAAAUUGACGAAAGUCGAGGCUUUUAA
Molecule: messenger RNA, 282 nt
Organism: Thelazia callipaeda (thelaziosis nematode)
Lineage: Eukaryota; Metazoa; Nematoda; Chromadorea; Rhabditida; Thelaziidae
Source: the annotation of a GenBank genome assembly